Molecule: messenger RNA, 228 nt
Organism: Exophiala aquamarina CBS 119918
Lineage: Eukaryota; Fungi; Ascomycota; Eurotiomycetes; Chaetothyriales; Herpotrichiellaceae
Exons: 1
Coding region: 1-228 (75 amino acids)
Biological process (GO): trehalose biosynthetic process
Molecular function (GO): catalytic activity
Source: RefSeq, a predicted model, not a curated record
AUGAAAAUAGUCGCCAAUGAAUACGUCGCCUCGCAAAACGAGUGGAAGGACGUCCUUCUGCUCUCUGAAAGGGUUGGCGCUGCCGAACAAGCCAAGGACAGCUUCCUGUUCAGUCCUUGGGACCUUGAUAUGGUGGAUUCCAUUGGCAAAGGCAUUACCACGGGCCACCAGCAACGAGCGGCCAUCCACAAGAAAUCCGAAGCUCACAUUAUGGGGAACACUAGGUGA